AAAUAUCCGCCAAAACCGUAACCUGAACCUGUAUAUUCAUUAUCAUCUUUAAUUUAGAAUCAAGACUCAACAACAUUCUUUUCGGGUCGGAUUCUUACCAGAUUUUAUGAUAUUUGAUAUUUUAUCAUAUAUCAUCAGCCAUUAAACAUAAGCGAGAAGCUGUAGGUUAUUGAGAAAUGAGAACAAUAAGCAGGACAAACCAAUCAUCACCAUCUGUUAUUGUAAUCGGUGGUGGCUUUGCUGGUAUAGCUGCUGCUCGUGCCCUCUAUGAUGCUUCAUUUCGGGUUAUCGUAUUAGAGUCUCGUGACAGAAUUGGAGGUCGAGUUUGUACAGAUUACUCCUUUGGAUUUCCUGUAGAUUUAGGAGCAUCAUGGUUACAUGGGGUAUCAAAAGAGAAUCCCUUGGCGCCUCUCAUUGGAAGACUUGGACUGCCUUUGUAUCGUACAAGUGGUGACAACUCGGUUUUGUAUGACCAUGACUUAGAGAGUUAUGCUCUGUUUGACAAGGAUGGGAAUCAAGUAUCUCAAGAACUAGUCUCACAAGUCGGAGAAACGUUUGAGACCAUACUGGAAGAGACAAAUAAAGUGAGAGAAGAGUUUAGUGAAGAUACAUCUAUACGUCAUGCGAUAUCAAUUGUGUUUGAAAGAAACCCAAAACUUAGGUUGGAAGGGGUUGCUCAUAAGGUAUUGCAAUGGUACUUGUGUAGAAUGGAAGGCUGGUUUGCUGCUGAUGCCGAUACUAUCUCUCUCAAAUGCUGGGACAAGGAAGAGUUGCUUCCAGGCGGACAUGGACUUAUGGUCCGAGGUUACAAACCAGUAAUAAAUACACUUGCCAAAGGCCUUGACAUUCGCUUGAAUCACAGGGUAAAGAAGAUAAGCAGGCGCACAAAUGGUGUGAAGGUAACCGUUGAGAAUGGUAGAACAUUCUUUGCGGAUGCUGCCAUAGUUGCUCUCCCACUUGGUGUUUUGAAGUCAAACACAGUAAGUUUUGAACCAAGACUACCUCAGUGGAAAGAAGAAGCCAUAGCUGAUCUUGGAAUUGGAAUCGAGAAUAAGAUAGCUCUGCAUUUUGAAAAAGUAUUCUGGCCAAAUGUUGAGUUUUUAGGAGUGGUGGCCGAGACGUCGUAUGAAUGUAGCUAUUUCCUUAAUCUUCACAAGGCCACGGGUCAUGCAGUGCUUGUUUACAUGCCUGCGGGUCAACUAGCAAAAGACAUCGAGCAGAUGACGGAUGAAGCUGCAGCUAGUUCUGCUUUUCUACAGCUUAAAAAGAUUUUUCCUGAUGCUUCCACCCCGAUUCAGUAUCUAGUUUCUCAUUGGGGCAGUGACGUCAAUUCACUAGGUUCAUAUAGUUAUGAUAAAGUAGGAAAACCUCAUGAACUGUAUGACAAGCUAAGGAUCCCCGUGGAUAACUUAUUCUUUGCAGGGGAGGCAACAAGUUCUGACUUCCCAGGCUCUGUACACGGUGCCUACUCUACUGGAUUAAUGGCUGCAGAAGACUGCAGAAUGCGGGUUCUUGAACGUUACGGCGAGUUGGAUCUUUUUCAACCGGUUAUGGGCGAGGAAACCCUUGCUUCUGUGCCAUUGUUGAUUUCACGUAUCUAAAAAUCUGCUUCAUCAAGCGCAAACAUGGAGUGUAAAAUGUGUAAUGUACCCUGCUGUCUGUAGGGGUGUUAAUUGGUCGGGUUACUUGGGUUCCAGGUUAUUUGGGUGGGGUUAUAUGAGUUUUAAGAAUUAUAACUUAACCCAUAAACCAAAGCCAAAUAAGGCAACCCCUACGACCCAUGAUCCAUUCAGGUCGGGUUAUUAAGGUAUGGGUAUUUUUGACACCCCUACUGGUGUGUAUAGUUCAAUGUCAAUAUAUAGGUCUUUAAGGUUUGUUGCAAAGUGUGACCAUGUUCAUAGUUAAGUUAAUGAGUUGGAUAUAUACAAGCCCUUCAAUAAACAUAAAAGUUAUCUAUUGA
Molecule: messenger RNA, 1960 nt
Organism: Erigeron canadensis
Lineage: Eukaryota; Viridiplantae; Streptophyta; Magnoliopsida; Asterales; Asteraceae
Product: polyamine oxidase 2-like
Exons: 10
Coding region: 177-1601 (474 amino acids)
Biological process (GO): polyamine catabolic process
Cellular component (GO): peroxisome
Molecular function (GO): polyamine oxidase activity
Source: RefSeq, a predicted model, not a curated record